UCCGCCGGGUGUGGCAAGGUGCUUCCGCCAAACUGCGUAAAAGGGCUCGUGGAUUUGUUUCCAGGGACAGACUUAAAUCGCUUUUGCCAUAAACAUAGAUUGUUCAACGUACGCUUCUGUUUUCCCGCGCUCUGCGUUUCUUUGGCGGGAGUUAGCGUCCCCCUCCAGACCGGCGCUGGGAAGGCAGUGAGUCGCCGCCGGGAGCUGACACGGGCCGACAGCAUCCACGCAUCCCUGGAGCAGCUCUUUCGCGCGCAAACGAGCUUGUACGGGUCCGUCAUGUCGACAUAGUAUUUAUCGUCACGCGCACGGGCAACACACCGACAACUGUCAUAAGUAUAUUGUCGGAGUGUCGUGUAUUCACAGAGACUUCGUGCCACGCGGGAACGGCCGCCGCGUCACUCGUCGGUAAGGGACCUCCACGAGCAACGGAAUCGGUGCCGCCACUGGAAGGGGCCGCGUAGUGCCGGGAUUGAUAUCCGAAAACGGAAACGGCCAGGAGUGCGGCAGCACCGAGUACCUCGUGCCAGUCGUCUUCUGCAGUGACUCAGAAUGCUUCCGCUCUUCCUCCUCUUGACGGCGACGUCUGCGCUCAGCUGCGAGCCGGGGCCCGUGCGGAACCUGACCGUGGCCCGGGCGAGGUCCUCGGAGGUCCUGCUGGCGUGGUCUCCCCCGGACUGCGCGCGGGGGGUACCGGGUCUGCUCGGCGGCCGGGGACUCCCGCCAGUGCAGCUCCGUGCUCACGCCCGACCUCACCGGGUACUCGCUGGCCGGCCUCCGGUACUGCACGGGGUACAACAUCAGCGUGGAGACCCUGGGAGACGGCGACAGCGCGUCGUCGCCCGUCCACGUGGCCGCCAGCACCGCGCCGAACCCGGUGAGCGGGCUGGGGACGCUGCGCAGGGACGACGCCACCCUCGUCGUGCUGUGGAACUACGUGUUCCCGGCGGGGAGCAGCUGCGCCGUGCAGUUCCUGGUGGCGCUGUGCGACGAGCAGGCGGCCAACUGCAGCGACACGCGGGUACCCGUGAGCGGGUCGCACUACUCGCUGUCCCUGCCGCACCGGCGCCAGUGUCGCCGAUACCUGCUGCGGCUCGCAGUCCUGGACGAGCGACAGCAGCUGUCCGACAACACGACGCUCGUCGGGGAUCCGGCCGUCAUGGGUGCCCCGGAAAACCUGACGGUUGCCAACCUCACCUCCAGCUCCUUCGACCUGGAGUGGGCGAUACCACAGUCACAAGUCGGCUGCGAUUACGUGAUAUACGUGGACUCCCGGUACUGGUUUGGUAUCGGCAGUUAUGGCGCUACUACUGUCUACGACGGGGGCAGAACUAGACAUAGUGUGACGAACGUCACUUCCUGCACGGCGUGCAAUGUCAGCGUCAGCUUCAGGGCAGGAGUGAAUAGCCAAAUGGAUGUGUCAACAAUUGUGUACACUUUGCCAGAAGGAAGCAAAGUGUUCGACAACACGACGGUCCGGGACGAGACCUCGUCGGCUGUGAUAGUGGCGUGGAGCACGCUGCAGAACGACGAGUGCAUCGGCGCCUAUCAUGUGUGCUGGGGGCGGAGCACCGCUGCAGAGGAGUGCCGGAACUCCACGGAGCGGAGCAGCUUCCUGAUAACCGGGCUCAGAUCCAGUACCCAGUACCAGGUGACCGUGUCCGCGCUGCUCCGAGACGGCGCUGUGUUCGACAACUUCACAGUCCUCGCCUCGACCAAGUCAGGAGCUGCUGCACUUCGUCAUGGUUCCCUGGUCAGCAUUGCGACAGUAACAAUGUGCCUGUUGAGUCUUUCCAUUUAAUCCUUAAUACAUAACAGAUGGUCGGGUGACAUUUAAUAUACUACUAUGCCGAGUUGUUUUUUGUGAUUUGUGAUAAUUUUGUAAAUAAACUCUUUGAAUAAAUUCAUAAUUUUUA
Bacillus rossius redtenbacheri is the source of this 1916-nucleotide messenger RNA. RefSeq lists its product as uncharacterized. The record is from RefSeq and is a predicted model, not a curated record. The transcript is spliced from 7 exons. Bases 1160 to 1801 code for a protein of 213 amino acids. Gene Ontology annotation, molecular function: protein binding. Lineage: Eukaryota; Metazoa; Arthropoda; Insecta; Phasmatodea; Bacillidae.